CAAUAACUCCAGGCCAGGUUCGUCAAACACUGCGUGAUCGCACCGACUCGUCUUGGCAUCGAACCGCAUAUAUAAACGGAGAUCUGCCAGUCCUAGUAUAAAGGACUGAAGAAGCUGUGCACGCGUGCUUCUCUGAAGGAUAGCCCCACAAUUCGCCACCGGUCAUCCAGUCAUGGCUUUGAGUACUAUUGCCGAAGAAGCGAGCUUCAAGGACAAUAAUUGUGUCCAGACUGUCAAUAUAGACUGCCCACUGGCAGAACCACAGAUGCAGCCUUACCGGAGGACAGUCGAUAGCCCCGCCGCAAUUUUGGGCUUGAUAUCCUUGGGUACUGUCUUCCUGUCUUUGUCAAUACCGACGCUCGCCUUCAGGAGCGUCAACCCACCCAGCUUGAUCGUAGUGAUCGCCACCUUUUACGGCGGCAUCUCGCAAACAAUUGUGGCCAUAUGGGAGAUAUCCCUUGGCAAUACUUUCAGCGCAACAGUUUUUGCUACCUAUGGAGGUUUCGAUUUCGUAUAUAGUGCUAUCUGUUUACCUCGAAUCAGCCUUGCGGGCGGGGCCGUCGGGCAGCAGUUCUACAACGCCAUCGGCAUUUACCUCGGCAUCUGGGGCUCGACUAUAUUUCUUCUCCUCCUUGGUGCACUUCAAACCAAUAUACCCUACAUUGCAACGCACGCAUUUAUUGUUUGUGCGCUCGCUUGUCUUUCCUUGAACGCUUUCACUGGCCCCUGUCAACGUCUAGGCGCUAGAGUCCUCGGCAGAACGUUCUUCUCCUGUGUGAUUUUGAUAUGGUCUUCAACUUGCACUGGAUUUGCUGUUGAAAUAGUGUAUAUUGGCUACACUCAUGUGAAAAGCACGGGUGUCGGAGCCGCAGUUUUGCUCGGGCAUUUACCCAAUGGUCACGAAAUUUGGCAAACGUUGAUCAAAAAUUGCCAUUCCUCAGAAAGACUUAUUAGUCCACAGAUCCGAAAUGAAUGCUGUAAUGGACCGAACAUUUGCUCGAAGUGUUGAGCCCAAGUUGAGUCAGGAGGUCGACUAUCUAGGUUGGGAUAGCGACUAGGGUAGCCUCCUGUUCGUUUCACGGCUUGACCACGGGCUGUGCCGUGACAGAUAUAUAAGCGCCCAGCUCUCGUUUUCGUACGUGCUUAGAAAUCGGAUCCCAACUUGUUGUCGCACUGAGGGAAAUCUCUCAAAUCAGCUACCAGAUAGGAAGCCAUGAUGUUUUUGCCUCCGCUCGGGAGGGGCCAAAUGACAUUUGACAUUUCCCAACAUUGUCACCGAAUGCUCACCGAACCAGGCGACAUGCUCGAUGUCACUGACAAUAAUUCGACGCCCUUCCAUCUGUUGACUUGCGC
Suillus subaureus is the source of this 1353-nucleotide messenger RNA. Its product is annotated as GPR1/FUN34/yaaH family-domain-containing protein. Gene Ontology annotation, cellular component: plasma membrane. Bases 173 to 1009 code for a protein of 278 amino acids. Gene Ontology annotation, molecular function: acetate transmembrane transporter activity. Lineage: Eukaryota; Fungi; Basidiomycota; Agaricomycetes; Boletales; Suillaceae. The record is from RefSeq and is a predicted model, not a curated record. The transcript has 8 exons.